Candidozyma pseudohaemuli is the source of this 891-nucleotide messenger RNA. Its product is annotated as mitochondrial 54S ribosomal protein uL29m. Gene Ontology annotation, biological process: mitochondrial translation. Lineage: Eukaryota; Fungi; Ascomycota; Pichiomycetes; Serinales; Metschnikowiaceae. Gene Ontology annotation, molecular function: structural constituent of ribosome. Bases 1 to 891 code for a protein of 296 amino acids. Gene Ontology annotation, cellular component: mitochondrial large ribosomal subunit; mitochondrial ribosome. The record is from RefSeq and is a predicted model, not a curated record. The transcript has a single exon.
AUGUUGAUCCCAUCUAGAGGCCUCCACCUGGCCUGCAGGGCUCUUGCAAGAAGCAAGCCCUUGACAUUCGGACCUGUGGCUGACAUCAAGCUCAGGGAACCCAUCGUGCCCAAACACACCAACUUCGAUGUUUCCCCAGACCACCCAUUGUGGGCUUUCUUCCACGAAGGCAACCAGGCCAAGGCUGCUUUGCGUGAAAAGACCCCUGACGAUGUCCGUGCAUGGUCGAUGGCUGAAUUGCGUAGGAAGUCCUUUGACGAUUUGCACAAAAUCUGGUACUUGACCUUGAAAGAAAGAAACCGCAUUGCCAGAGAGCUCCAGGUCUCCCACAUGGCUGCUGUGCCUGUGGAGCCCUCUGUGCGUUCCCACGAUCUCAUGCUUAAGAUGAACCAAAAGAGAAUCAAGCAGACCCUUCUUGAAAGACAAACAGCUACCGAGAAGGCCCAGACUUUGACCCAGGAGAUCUCUGAGUACUUGGCUGACUUUGAGGAGCAGUAUAUCAACGCCGGUGAGGCCGAUAUCUCCUCCUUCAACGACAAGCUUGUCCGUUUGCAAUACGCCAUUUUCGGCAUCGAACCCACCCUUGAAGACUACGACUUGGACAGGGACAUCAACGUCAAGUUUGUUGAGGGUCUCAGCUACGUUGCCAACUUGAAGGCUAGAAGAUACGUGACGCAAACACACCCAGACGCUCUAGAUUUGCCCCUCAAUGGUGUCAUGGAGGAAUUGCCAUUCUUGUUGCGUGACACCGAGACCGCUGUUGAGGAGGUCAAGACGCUAAGAGAGUCUGGCCAGAGCGUCAAGCUUGACAAGAUCGACGUUUUCCCAUUCUUGAGAAACGCCUUGUCGCAGGCUAUAGAGGCAGAGGUGCCUGCCCCAGAGGAAUCCUAA